AUGGAAAGCGGCCGGCUACGGGUCUGUCCACCCUCUGGGCCGACCCGCUUCUCCGACGGCGCAUGCGCGGAGGGCGGCCACGGCGGCCAGGGCGGCCAGGGCGGCAUGCGAGCGGCUCAGCGCCCAUGCUCAGCGGGGCCAUCGUACGGUCGGUCUCGUGCCGCUCCCGCUGCUGCUCCCAAUGCCCCAAUCAGACCCGGCCCCAGUGGCCCCAGCGCGCCCUCUGCUCGGCGACGGCACCGAGCCUUUUCAGAGGCUACCGCGGGCGCUGGCGGGGCCACGGCCCUCUGCUCGGAAAGGAGCCCUCCCUCGCCGUCACCCUCACUGAGCGCGCUGAUGCUGGCAGUCUUGCGGCUCUACGAGCACCGCACCAACAUCGACAUGUGGUCGUUCUUGCUUGAGCCUCUGCGAAACCUCGUCCCGUGUGAAGAGGUGAAGAUUGUUGUGCGCUGUAUCGCUCCCCCCCAAGUCUCUUCUUUGGGUGCACAUGACCGCGAGGCGCGAAGGCGGGUCAUCGCCGUGACGACCGUCGAUCGCUGGCCGCCAGAGCGCAUCGAAGGCCACGCCGCCCUGACGCAGCGCAUCCAGGCAGUGCCAGGACCUUCCUUUUGUCGUUCCGUCCUUCCGUAUGCCAGGUCGUGCAGUCCCACUGUGACUCGCCGAGCGCGGGCCGCGCCACCUGCCGUGCCUGCAAUGCCUGGAGCUGAGCAUUGA
Molecule: messenger RNA, 714 nt
Organism: Symbiodinium sp. CCMP2456
Lineage: Eukaryota; Dinophyceae; Suessiales; Symbiodiniaceae
Source: the annotation of a GenBank genome assembly